Spodoptera litura is the source of this 2610-nucleotide messenger RNA. It is a transcript of the gene dgt1, whose product is annotated as KAT8 regulatory NSL complex subunit dim gamma-tubulin 1. The record is from RefSeq and is a predicted model, not a curated record. Lineage: Eukaryota; Metazoa; Arthropoda; Insecta; Lepidoptera; Noctuidae. Gene Ontology annotation, cellular component: NSL complex.
AAAAUAGUAAUUUUUCUGUCUUAGAAACAUUUUUACAUGUUUCGGCGUUGAUUUUGGUUAUUUUUAUUUAUUAUUGUUGAUGAUAAUUAUCGCAGAAAAUGUUUUCGUUUGGAAGUGAAAAUUCUAACCAGCUGAACGCUCACAACAUUAGGAUUACUGAACUUAAUCCGUCGACUUCAACCAUGUCUCAGCCACAAGGAAAGGUGAUUCAUCUCCCCAAAGUCAGGAUGCUCAGUCGUGGCGGCAGGGUGUCUUCUGGAGUACGCAUCACCAACGUGAAGUCCAUUAAACCACCAGACCCUGAAGUUGUGAAGAAACAGGAGGAGGAGAAACUUAGAGCUCAGCUUCAAAAGGAAAUUGUCUCUCGUUCCCGUCUCUGUGCCAACAAAAGCUACGAAUGCCUGCUCCCAGUUGUAUCCGGACGGCAGUACUGCUACCGCCAUAUUCUACGAGAUCCAACAGCGCCGUAUAGACAAUGUAACCAUACCUUCGGCAAUGGAGAGCGGUGUAAUAUGCCCGCUCCCAUUGAUUCUAGAGAUCAUAGAGAUCCAGGCUUAUGCUUCGAGCACGCCCGAGCAGCGCUGUACGCUCGGCAGCGCAGCGCGGCCGCUCCACCGCCCGUCGUCACUACAGAGACUCUGCUCAACCAGCUACAGCAUUAUGUUAAGCCAGAACGUCCUCGUACGACAUCCUGUGCAUCAUCAGUGUCAGUGGUCAGUGAUCCAGCUGAACAGGAACAGGCUGAACCACAAGUCGUUGAUCCUUUCAAACAACUAGACGCAACAUCAAUAAAUACUGCGUACGCUACAUCAAUGAUGGAGUGUGCCAGUUGUAGCGACAGUGACGGCGAGAGUGUGACGCUGGGCCCCGGCGGGGACUGUCGCGCGGGGGACCACGAGGACCUCUCCGAUACUGAGGACGCGCCCUGUGAGGACUUGCCACUCUGGAAAGCAGGAGUCUACACAGCUGAGGAAGCGGUCUCCGUAGCCAAGACGUGCCUGAAGUUGUUACAAUCUGCGUAUAUAAAGCAAAUGUCGAGGCUCCGAGUGUUACUGCAGAGCGCUAGACUUAAUUAUUUACGAGAUAUGAAGGCGGAGAAGGAACAGUAUUGCAGUAUAAACGCACAAUCCCGUGGCGGUCCGCUGACAGUUCGCGAGCGGCGUCAACUGCGCAAAUUGAAGGCGUUCGCCAGCUACCAUAGAAAGCACGGACAGGACGCCGUGCUAGCUAGGAAACUGCAUCGGAAAAGGGAUAAGCUGAGCAGUACAUCGACAGCGACGCGUCCGCUACCGUCCCAGGCGCGGUGCACGUUCUCUGAGGGAGGAGUACGAUGUCCGGCGCACGUACUGCCCGCCGCGCGGCACUGUCUCAAGCAUAUACUGCACGAUACUAACCAGGUACUAUUCGCGCCUUGCGGCGACACUCGAGGAGUGGCUUCGUGUCGGGAGCCGGUCGCUAAGCUCCCUCUACCAUCCUCAGCGUGCCGCUACCACACCGACCCGCCUGUUUAUACUGUUUUUAAUUUGAAGAAGGACGGAUCCGACACAGAAUCGGAGCCACAAUCAACAUCAGACGAGUCUCACGUAGAAGAAGCUGAUGCUUCAACGGACGACCGCGUAGGCGUCCAGGAGCUGGAGGAAGUCGAGAUGACGUCCUUCAUUCCUCCAGAGCUAACGGAUGAAUGACGAAUAGCUGAACUGGUCUACCAAAUGUAUGAGGACUUUGGACAGUGAUAGACAGUGUUACAAAACGAUAUUUUCGUCUCAUUACAUGGGAUGUAUAACUUAAUUGGUGAAAAGUGAGUGUUAUAUUGUAUAUGAACGCCUCUGACUACCCCUUCGGCGGUUAAAAGGUGUGAUGUCGUGUUUGAACGUGUUUAAAAACUAUUACGGAGGAUAUUUUCCAAAGGACAUCAAAUAAUAGUGAUUUGUGCUGUGUAGUGCUGUGUAAACAACAUUUGGUAUCGAAAAAUGUGAUUAAAACUGUUAAAAUUUGGUGUGAGACUGACUUGCCUAAAGUGAAACAACUAUAACAAUGCCUUUUGACCUAGAAAAUGAAUCUAAAUUGCGUACAAAAUAGAAAUUGAGACCAUGACUUACAAAUUAGUGGCACAUAGCUUAAGAUAUUAUGUGAACUAUGAAAGAGUAGGAGAAAGAGAAACAGUAAAAAACUAAACGUUAUGUACUGAUGUUAAAUAAAACUUGUCAAAGCCUUGUAACUAUGACUUAUAGUUAGUGAAAAAUCAUUAUUUGUAAGAACUAUCAAAGAUUUAAAAUUGAAUGUAGGUAUAUGUGCUGAUAAAAAUAAGUGAUUUAAAACCUGCAAUACCUGCUAAAUGUAAUGAAUAUUCAUGCAGAAAUGAGUCAGUCAGUUAGUCAAAUAAUGGCCUGGCCCGACCGGAGUGAUACCACGGCCUCACAGAAAACCGACGUGAAACAUCGCUUGCGUUGUGUUUCGUCGUAUGAAUGAGGUUACUGGACGCCCAAUCUACAUCUCCAAAUGCCGGCAACGCUCUUGGUAACUCCUCUGGUGAUGUGGGUGUCCAUGGGCGACGCUGAUUGCUAAUUAUGAGGUGACUAGCGGACCCAACAGACGUUGUCCUGCAUAUCC